AUGAAGCAAAUGUUCAACUUUACGAUCCCCACACACAGCAGCACAAACCCCAUCGAGCACCUAUACUCGCUCGAGCUGCUGUAUUCACGCCUGCUCGAAAAAGGGCUCAAUGCUGAACAGCCCUUCGUUCUCGCCCACUUCGUUGGUUCCCUCCCACCCGAGUACCAACAAGCGAAGUUCCUGUUGGAGACAGCAACGGCGCUGGAUAGGGCCGAGAUCGUCAGGAUCUGGAGCACGGUGCACGCGAGCCUUCCGGAGGGGAGGAAGGCCUCGAAGGGCCAGCGGAGGGCAGAGCACGCUCUCCUCGCGAGCGGCGGUAGCGGUGGGGGAAUAGCGCCGGGCCACGGCAACGGCGGCCGCCGCAAGGGUGGCGGCGGCGGCGGCGGUGGCAACCAGAAGGGGAGUGGCGCGAAGGCUGGUGGCGGCGGCGGAGGCGGCGACGACGAUGCGGGUGGCAUGCGCGGUCGCUGUUUCCGGUGCGGCAGGAAGGGCCACCAGGUGGCCGACUACACCGAGAGCAAGCCCGUGCGAUGUGAGACAUGCAAGGGCUACGGGCACGACAAGAGUAAGUGCCCGACCGAGGAGGCGGUGCUCGUGGUGGAAGUGCCGGCGGGGGGGGCGUCUGCGGACGCCACAGCACUGGACGUGGCAGAAGAAGCGCUGGUGGUCGGUGACAUCUCAGGCGAGUGUCACAAAGUCGUUGGUCGAGGGGGUGUAGAGCAGGCUAGGCGGGGUAGAUGGGUGAUGAGGGAAGAGUUUGAAGGGCACGUGGGCACGGGGACGUUUCCAUUCGUAGACGGCGCGCCAGAGGGGCGCAGGCCUGUGAGCUCAAAGUGGUGUUUUAGUUGGAAGACCAACAAGGAAGGGAAGAUAGAAAAGUUCAGAGCGCGUCUGGUGGCUAGGGGGUUGUCGCAAAUCCCCAACGUCGACUAUUUCCAUUCGUCUUCCCCUUGCUCAUCAUCCGCAUCCAAUGAAUUGAUGCUUGCGGUAGCAAACGAGAAGGGCAUAAACCUCAAUCACUGGGACGUGAAGCAGGCGUACACACACGCCACGCUAGACGAGGGUUUUUUUCUGAGGCUCCCCGCUGGGUGCGGGGACAAAUCGCAUAAGAUUGUUAAGGCUGAGCGUGCGAUUUACGGUCUGAAGCAGAGCGACGAAGUCGUGGUGAUGAUUAUCGUGAUCUACGUGGAUGACAUUUUGGUGGCUGUGUCUGACGAGGACUUCGAGGAGUUGCUUGUUUCUCUCAACAAGAAAUUUCCCACCAAAAGUCUUGGAGAAUGCGAAUGGUUUGACGGGUGCGCCAUUGAGAGAGAUGUGGAGGCUGGGACUCUUAGAAUCCCCCAAACCGCGUACAUUGAUAGCAUGGUGAAACGCAUUGAUGUACAAUCGACCUCCCGCAUCCCUGCUACCCCUGGUGUCGACCUAGGACCGAAGCGAGAUGACGAGAAGGGAGGGGAGUGGCCGGUGAGGGAGGCAAUCGGCAGCAUGAUGUGGCGUUCGGUGCAAGGGUUGGCGACGACGGUUGGAAGUACCGUAGUCAGCCAUGGUAGUAAGACACAAAGCAUCGUGUCUUUGUCUUCGACGGAAUCCGAAUACAUUGCUGCCGGGGAGGGCCUCAAGGACGCGUUGUUUGUGCGUGCUGUGCUUUCGUUUGUUGCCCCAGAGACCAGUGGUAGCAGUAUCCAGGCCCUUGAGGACAACCAGGGGGCCAUAGCGUUGGUGCAGAACCCCCUCAGCUCAGGUCGCACGAAACACAUCGACGUGAGAUUUCAUUUCAUCCGCGGAUUGUUUAUGUCGGGGGAUAUUUCGGUCAAGUUUAUUCCGACUACGGAGCAACACGCGGACCUCCUAACCAAGGCCCUUAACAGGGCUAGUCUGCAGUACCACCGGCGCAAGUCACCCCAGACGGACCACCCAAGUCCCCUCGGCAAAGCCCCACGGGCAACGAAGCCAAUACCUCCGCCAUGUCCGCGCCUCCCGUCGAAGACCCACCUGAGCCGACCCGAUAGCAAUGGUGAUUCGGCGUUGACCAACACUGGCGCUGCUCUGGACUCUGCCGAUGGCAAGCGGCAGUUCAACGGCGGGGGUAGUCAGAUGGCUUUCAAAGCGAACGCGGAUGCAUGCAUGGAAUCGAAGGGUGACGCUGAUUCGACACGAGGCGGUGGUCUCGACGGCAAGACCAUGGACAGAAGGGAGUCCGGGAUACUGGCACAGGAUGGUCACGACAACAGGAAGCGGUCCCGUGACGAAUCAACGGAGGACGCCUCGGCCGAAACGCAUGGUAGCGGGGAAAGAGACCUAAGACAGGCAGCGACUCGGAGGGUGCAUCAGUUUCCGAAGGUGAUUUGA
Messenger RNA from Ectocarpus sp. CCAP 1310/34, 2349 nucleotides. The record is from the annotation of a GenBank genome assembly. NCBI's taxonomy places the organism in Eukaryota, Phaeophyceae, Ectocarpales, Ectocarpaceae.